Lactuca saligna is the source of this 693-nucleotide messenger RNA. Lineage: Eukaryota; Viridiplantae; Streptophyta; Magnoliopsida; Asterales; Asteraceae. The record is from the annotation of a GenBank genome assembly.
AUGGCAGGAAUGUUAACUCAAGUUUCAAUUACAUGCAUGGCUAAAUUACGGGAUGAGAGGUUUAUUAACCCAAGUGUGUUGAACUCGGAUACUGUGACAUGUCUUGAUGUUAUUAUGACAAAGCGAAUGUCAAAUGGUGCAUGUCACUCUAUCCUCUAUAAGAUUAUGAUGGCAAUUCUCAAACAUGACACAUCAAAAGCAUUGAGGAGAAGGCAAUACACUUUGCUUUUAAGCUACUUCCAAUAUUGUCAACACAUACUGGAUCCAGAUGUUCCUACUACUAUUCUUCAAUCUUUGUUAGUGGAGGAACAAGAAAGUGGAGAUUUGGAUCUUGAAAAGAUUGACCAGGAUCAGGCUGAGCUGGCACGUGCAAACUUAUCUAUCCUAAGAAAAGAAGCUCAAUCAAUUCUAGAUUGGCCAUAAAAGAUGCAACUCAAGGCAAGAAAAAUAAUGGCUUUCUUUGUUCUGGAUGCAUUAAUAUGCAUUGAUCAAGCAAAGUUUGAACAACAACUUGCACAAGCAAUGAAUGUCAUUAACACAUUGAGUGAACAUGUCAAAUUUUAUUAAUCAAUGAUAGAAUAUUAUGUAUCAAAUAAUGUUUUACGUUAAAUUUGUAGCAACUUCUGAUUUUGAAAUAUGUAUCUUUUGAUGUAUUGGAUAUUUCUUUUUAGUUUCUAUAGAAAUACUUUGUUA